This is a messenger RNA of Aspergillus tubingensis, 249 nucleotides long. RefSeq lists its product as uncharacterized. Lineage: Eukaryota; Fungi; Ascomycota; Eurotiomycetes; Eurotiales; Aspergillaceae. The record is from RefSeq and is a predicted model, not a curated record. Bases 1 to 249 code for a protein of 82 amino acids. The transcript has 3 exons.
AUGUGUGACGAUGCUUUCCUAGUUUUGGAUCCAUCGUAUCGCACAGCGGUCAACCUGACUCCGGAAAGCAUGCGAUACUCCGCGGCCAUCGUUGCUAACCUUGCAGGUGCUAUUCAGGCAACAGAGAUCUUGUUCGCCCUUACGUCGUUGAAGGACUGCGGUGCCAGCGUUUCAUUGCAUUACACCAUCUGCUACAGCUUUGAGAUCACACAGGCCUUGCGUGGUUUACAAGAGAAUGUCAAGUCUUGA